ACCUACCGGUGAUCUCACUGCGGCCUUUUCCACGCUGACAAUGGUGUCGACGGCGGAAAAACCGAAGAUUUUCCUGCAUUUCCAUUGAAAGUACAUUUACUCAUGGAGAAAGGAGCAAGUCGGGAGUCAUGAGCACAGGUGUGAAGAAGCCUCCUUUAGCUCCCAAACCUAAACUUCCAGCCACAUCAAAGCCCGCCCCCCCUCCCAUCGCCCCCAAGCCAGGUCCACUGUCACAGUCCUCAUCUGUCUCUCAAACCUCGCCUGCCACUCUCAAGAGGGCAAAACCGGCCGUCGCCCCCAAACCAUGCCUCCCCAGAUCCAAAGGCUCCCCUCCCCCUGUUUCGCCGCCGCCGCCUCCCAAACCCGCUGAACCCCUUAAUCUGUCUGAGGAGCAGCAGGAGACUUUGGAUGAUAACCUCCUUCUCCUCAACUCCAGGAAUGGGAUUAUAUCUGGGAGACAUGAAUCGGAUUACAUCAUCCCCACCUGCUCCUCCUGUGGGCGGGGCCACUGUUUGGAGUGUGGCCCUCUGGAAAACGGAAACGCCAUCGAGGGCCACAGAGAGAACGGGGUUUCCUCGGAGGGGCUCGCAGAAACCGAGUCUGAGGAGAGGGAAGAACCUCAAAGGGAUGGAGGGUGGAUGAGCAAGAAGCCCAAAGAUAAACCUCAGAGACACAGAAACUUAGUCCGGGGGCCGGAGAACAAAGAGCCCCCGAGGACUGUGGAGCAGAGGGGGGAAGAUUUGGAGGCCGGUAAGCAGCAGGAAGAUGCUGUAGCUGAACCUGAUCAUUCAACAGCUGAUGAGCCGACGGAGGUUCAGAGCGUUGAAGUCGUAGACUCUGUGCCCCCCCAGGAUGCUGCAGGCAGCAUCGACGCUUCCAGGAUCUGUCCUCUCGACUCCUCUGAAGAACUCUCUCAGGUAGAACCCGUCAGCAAAGCACCUCCUCAGCCUGAUCUGGAAGUCCCUGCUCCCCCCAGUAAGCCUCUUCCAGUCCCCCAACCACGAAAAAACAAGAAGCCCGGCCUGAUGAGGCAGGACAGGGUGGAGAGUGGCCCCCAGGAUCAGGGGGUGGAGGAUGGAGCUCCUGAAACACAAGAACCUGAGAAGAACCUGAGCUCAGACAGUCCGGGGAAUAAGAGCGAUGACGCCCCGAAAGACUUGGGUUCGGGAGAUGAUGAGGCCUGCGUUCCUGUCCCACCCCCCCGCCAGACCUCCCUCUCCCCACGCCUGCAGAGAACCGUCCACACCCCCCCGGCCCUCAACAGAAAAACCUCCCACUCGUUGGACCACCUUUCACAGCCCAGCUCCACGGGCUUGAGUAAGGAGGUGGAGCGGGUGGAGGAGGACGAGGAGGACGGGUACGGAGACUUUGAGCGGUACCCCUUCGCCCACAGCCUCCCCAAGCAGAUCAAGCUGGGCUGUCAGGCCCCGCUGAGCGCCAGCAGGAGGGCCCUCUCAGCCGAGGAUCAGCAAUCCCCACGGGCACCGCCGCGGAAACCCCAGAGGCACAGCCUCCCGGCCCCGCCUCCCCCCUCCAUCUGUCCCCCGGCUCCCCCGCACGCCAACACCCCCAUGAGAGAGCUGCCGGCUCCUCCCCAGGAGAAAACCCACUGGCGCUUCACUCGUCCCUGCGUGACGUUUUUCAGCCGGCAGAUCCCCACCAGGAGCAGCAUGCCGCCCAAGAGCCGAGCCCCCGUCCUGGGCUCCAAACAGAGAGCCCAGUCCUUCUCCGCGGCGGACCUGGCCACCCGGGCGGACCCCCAAAAGAGGAGCCUCUCCUUCCGGAAGCUUCUGGAGCUCCGGCUGUCGAUGAAGAUGCUGCCGAAGCUGCUGGCCAAGGGGGGCCAGUCGCUGGACUGUACCAGCUUGGAGUCGCACGGCGGGGAGAGGAGUUUGGGCCGACCCAACAGCUGCAUUGGGGAGGCGGACUUUUGCGGAGAAGGGGUGGAGGAGUCGGCGGAGUACGAGAACGUGCCUCUGUAUGAGGAGAUCCCCGAGUACAUGAACCUGCCGUUUCACAGCGGCAGACUGGGCUGGUCGCAGGACUCAUCCGACUCGGACAUCUACGAGGUGCAGGAUCCGUAUCCCAGGUGCCAGGACUACGAGUACGAGAGCAGCUGCUUGGAGCACGAUGUCCACUCCGAGGAGGAGGAGAUGCACAGCUCCGACGAAGAGGACAACAGCUCCACCUGCAGCAAAGAGCACCUGGACGAGGCCGACAGACAGCAAGAGGAUGAGAUGAAGAGGAAGAAGGUGGUGCACAUCGCCCAGGAAAUCAUGAGCUCGGAGAAAGUGUUUGUGGACGUCCUGAAGCUUCUUCACAUUGACUUUCGGGAUGCAGUUGCCAAGGCGACCCGUCAGAAUGGAAAGCCAGUGGUGGACGAGCGGAUCCUCAACCAGAUCUUGUACUACCUGCCUCAGUUGUACCAGCUCAACAAAGACCUGCUGAGAGAGCUGGAGGAGAGAGUUGGACACUGGAGCGACCACCAGAGGCUGUCAGACAUCUUUGUCCAGAAGGGUCCGUACCUGAAGAUGUACUCCACCUACAUCCGGCAGUUCGACAACAACGUGGCUCUGCUGGACGAGCAGUGCCGCAAAAACCUGGGAUUUGCUGCAGUUGUACGAGAAUUUGAGAUGAGUCCGCGAUGUGCCAGCCUGGCUCUGAAACAUUACCUGCUGAAACCAGUGCAGAGGAUCCCGCAGUACCAACUGCUGCUCACAGAUUAUCUGAAGAACCUUCCAGAAGACUCUGAGGACUACAAAGACACACAAACUGCUCUCAGUAUCGUGAAGGAAGUAGCCAACCAUGCUAACGACAUCAUGAAACAGGGGGAUAACUUCCAGAAGCUGAUGCAGAUUCAGUACGGCCUCAAUGGUCACCAUGAGAUCGUUCAACCCGGCAGGGUGUUUCUUAAAGAGGGGACUCUGAUGAAACUGUCCAGGAAAGUCAUGCAGCCGCGCAUGUUUUUUCUGUUCAACGAUGCUCUCAUGUACACCACCCCAGUCCAGUCGGGCCAGUACAAACUCAACAGUGUUCUCUCUCUGGCUGGAAUGAAGGUCAGUAAACCCAGCCAGGAGGCCUAUCAGAACGAGCUGAACAUUGAAAGUGUGGAGCGCUCUUUCAUCCUGUCAGCCAGCUCAGCGACAGAAAGAGACGAGUGGCUAGAAGCCAUCGCCAAAGCCAUCGACGACUACACCAAGAAGAAAAUAACCUUCAUUUCAAGCCGCAGCCAGGAGGAGGCGGAGGUUUUUGUCGACAACGGAGCCCCUUUAGGGUCGAAAGCUCCCAUCUGGAUCCCGGAUUUGAGGGCCACCAUGUGCAUGAUCUGCACCUGUGAGUUCACGCUCACCUGGAGGAGGCAUCACUGCCGCGCCUGUGGGAAGGUGGUGUGUCAGGCCUGUUCUACUAACAAGUACUACCUGGAGUACCUGAAGAACCAGCCGGCUCGUGUGUGCGAUCACUGCUUCGCCAAGCUGAAGGAGAACAGUGACAGAUGCGCCUCAACCUCAGUGUCUCCGAUCAAGUCUGGAGCUUUCUCCUUCACCAGGAAGCAGAAGAAGAUUCCUGCUGCGCUAAAAGAGGUGUCUGCAAACACAGAAAACUCCUCCAUGAGUGGAUACCUGUACAGGUCCAAAGGCAACAAGAAGCAGUGGAAGAGGCUGUGGUUUGUCAUCAAGAACAAAGUCCUGUACACUUAUGCUGCCAGCGAGGAUGUUGCGGCCUUGGAAAGCCAACCCCUGCUGGGCUUCUUCCUGAGAGAGGAGAAGAACGGGCCGGCCCAGAAGCUGCAGUUCAAGCUGUACCACAAAAAUACACUGUUUUACAUGUUCAAAGCCGACGACAUCCCCACGGCGCAGAGAUGGAUCGAAGCCUUUCAGGAGGCCAUGAUUCUUGAACAGUAGUCACCAUUUCAGAUGUUUACCGCCCCCGCCCCGCCCCAGUCAGUUUGAUAAUCAACCCCCCGGGUUCACCAGCUCAGGAAAGACUCGAGGUGGACUCUGUGGACAGCAAAGCCCGCACCCGGAAACCCCGACAGCUCUGGGUCGAGGCUAAGAGCGAGUCAGCGCUGCAGGUCGACGGUGAAGUCCAGAAGCACGUGUGCGGAAGUGCCAGCAGGCGGCAGUGUGGGCCGCUUCGAACCCUCGAGAGUCUGAGACGGGAAAGGUUUUGGUUUAAGGAUUUCAAUCUGCACCAGAAGAAGACGAUCUGACUGUAAAGUGUCACAGAAGCAAUCAUGAAUCAUGAACGGUGGAUCUCUCUGUCAAGAGAUGCUUAAAAAAGUUACUGUGAAAAUCAAGGUGUAACACGUGCAGAUAGAGAACUUUAGCUUUUCAGUUUAUCUUUACCGCAAUUUAAAAACAUUUCAUAACCAUUGAAAAGUCCUGGAAAAAACUGGAAAAGUAUUGAAACUUGUAGAUAUUUUAAAAUCAAACCUGUUUAGCCAGACUGAAAGGAUUGAAAACAACAACAUUGACUUCAAAACAAGAGCUAAUAUUUAUGAAAUAGGAAGUUUUUUGAAAAGCGGAGGCAGACACUUAUUUUGAAAGUCAUUUGCAUCCCUUUUUUAUAGCUUUAAUUCAUCAUUUAACACAGAGCAACUUUAUUUUUGUGGAGAUUUGUUGUUAAAAAAGCAACAAAUUUGUUUUUACAGCGUUUGGGAACAUCUAGCCACCAGUCAGAUUUUGAUCUGAAAGCAUCAAUCAGAGUUUAAUCUCUUUUUUUUUGUUUUUUUAAACUGUUUAUCUAGAAAUUAAAAGUCAGCUUGAGCCGUUUUGUCUUUAGAGCUCCUAGCUUUAUGUUGUAUUUAUUUUUCUGAGGAAAAAAGCCGCCUCAGCUCGUGAUGAAGAUGCAAAGAGUUGAUCUGUUUGUACAUUAACAUUUGUAAACACUUCUCAGUGUUAGAGUCUCUUAUCAACAAACUUUUCUAAACUGUCAGGCAACAGUUUUUAAUAAAACAUAGAAAUCUA
Molecule: messenger RNA, 4967 nt
Organism: Oryzias melastigma (Indian medaka)
Lineage: Eukaryota; Metazoa; Chordata; Actinopteri; Beloniformes; Adrianichthyidae
Gene: fgd6
Product: FYVE, RhoGEF and PH domain containing 6
Exons: 21
Coding region: 129-3902 (1257 amino acids)
Cellular component (GO): cytoplasm
Molecular function (GO): metal ion binding; guanyl-nucleotide exchange factor activity
Source: RefSeq, a predicted model, not a curated record